AUAGUAUCACCAAGGUUGCUUAUUGAGUGUUUAAGUGCCCCUGUGGACUAAUGGGGCUGAAGCUCAGGAUACACCCAGUCCCUCUUUUGCAUAUAAAGACAUUUGUUUAUAAAGACUAUAUGUGCCAAAACCAGAACCUACUCUGACAGCAUUACCAGAAAGACUUACACAGAAACCCUCAGUCAUGUGACCUGAGGAAAGGACCAGUCACAUGCUCUGCUGCCAUCGGCUGGUCUGUUUUAUUUAUUUUAUGUUUUUUUGUUACUGCAGCAUUUACCAUGUUCAGAGUUUGCCAAAUGUCAAAUAUACUGUGUGAUGUAACUGAAUUUUUUUUAAAAUCUGAUUAAUUGUUCAUUCACAUUUGACUUGUGAAAGCAGACAAAAAACCCACAGAGUCAAAUUUUACAUCUAUGUAUUUACAUCUAUGGUCCAUACACUACUCUUGGAUAAUAUGGUGAGCAAAGAGCCCAACCAUUUGCCAACUGUUCACAGCCAUAGCAAUGGCAACCCAGACAAAACACCCACCACUGUGACUGUGCGCUCAGUGCUCCUCAACCGGAACUCUCCAGAUAUUGAAAGCAGACUUAAACGGAGACGAAAUCGCACACAGCAAGUACGUUUUAAAGAUUUGGAGGAUGAUGAUGAGUCUAAGGAUAAAAAUGAGAAGGUGAGGAGUAAGAGCCCAACAGAGGUUCCAAACUGGCAGAAAGAGUUGACAAACGGGCCUUCAUUGGUGGGAGCAGUUCGUGGGGACAUGGAAAAGACAAUUGGAGCAGUGACAGCAUUUUUGAAGAGAGCACCACCGCACCCACUUACCCCUGGGCCUACCAGACGCUGCUGGGUCCCAACACAUCCCUGUUCGCUCACAUUGCCACUGCCAACUCAGCCAUGCAAAAGUACAGCCAUACAAACCUCACCCAGUUUGCAGAAGCCUCCCUCGCUCUCUGCCACACAGACUCGCAGUCACAGCCUUGGGGGAGCCUGGGAUGAUGGAGACUCCUCUGAUGAGCUGACUGCACAUGUCUACAUUCCACCUUUUAGAUCAAAGAAGAGCUCUGUCCAACAUUGUACCCCUGCUGAGCAAUCAAGGUGCAAGAGAACUGAGGACAAUCAAACUGUCUCUGUGGGUACAUCAACACAAUUGCAGCCAUGUUCUGCUGCACCACAAAAACAGUCUAGAAGGAGGGGUAGGAGGAAAUCUUUAAACAGAGCAGCAAGUGAUCCUGGAAAACCUGAGCCUCCUUUUACUUCCCCAACUAAAACUGUGCACAGAAGCCACCAACAGCCUAAACAACCCAAGAAGCUUCCAUCCAAAGCUGUGGCGCACAGAACUUCGCCAGAUAUUGUACCCAUGCAGUGUUCCCCCAUGCCCAACACAGUUCAUAAUAUGCCUUGUAGUGUCUCUUCCACACAGACUGAAGCAAGCAUUGAUUCAAAAAUCCAAACUGUCCCGGACAACACAACAUCUUUGCAAAAACCUAAAGUAGAUCCUGCAUCUUGUCCAUCUCACACUGCACCACAUACAUCAACCACAUGUACCAAAGAAACAUCACAAUGUUGCCCACAGCAUGUUGCUGUGGAGAACAUCAGUUUGACUCCUACUGUACUAGAGCCUUUGUACACUACCACAGCACAUGUCAUAUCCACUGUCACCACAUUCUCAACACAUGGGCAAUCAUGUAUGUCUCUUACUGAAUCUACAGGGCGUUGUUGGACACCUGCUAUUCACAAUACAGCAAAGAAUACUCCCCCAUUACUAGAGUCCCAAAGAAUUCCAGAGUCACAUACAGAUCCCACAGCUCCUGGUCAAUCCAGGCCUUGUUUCCAGAAGUUGGAGGAAACAAUUGUAUGCUCCAACACUGCUGGUUCAAAGGCAGUGGCCUAUUCUCAAGGAGCACCUGCAGUUACCUCUACAUUCAGUUCCACACAGCCAUGCCAGAAGACUCCAACACAACCCAUGUCAUGUGAUAACACCUCAAAUCAACCGGUGUACUCUGUGAUAUCUCCAACACAACCUGUAAAUCAUAUUCAGUCUGUGCCAAGAUGUAUGAGUCCUAAACAGAACGAGGCAUUGGGUAGGGCCCAUAGCCUUCCUGUACAGACUCCUAAAUCAGCUACACACACCCCAACACCUGUUCAGUCUACAUCAUCUUGUAAAAAUCCAAUGCAGUCUAUACAAUACUGUGUCAAAGACAAACUAGCAUCCUGUGCCACUGCUCCACACCCUGUCUCACACUUCAAGGGCCCUGUUGCAGCUGCGGCACAUGCCAUUCCUAUUGCACAAACUGCAGUACAUUGCAUUUUGGAUCAACAAAAUGUGGUAACCCAUGUGACUCCUUCCAUGCCAGUUCUGAUUUGCAGCUCUUCCACACAACCUGCACCAGGUACACUUUCUGUUCAAGCAUUGCCACACUGCAACUCUAGUAUGCAAAAUGCAGUGUCUUGCAGUAAUCCCUCUCAAAUUGUGCAACCUUUUAAGACCGUUUCACACUCCAAAUCAUUUCCACAAAAUAUGUCACCUGUUCUCUGUCCACGUGAGACAAUUAUGUACGCAAGUAAACCCCAGGAAACUGUGCUUCCCUCUGCUAAUUUCAGGCAUUCUUUACCCUCUUACGCCUGCCCUCCACAGACUACUCUGUUGUACUCUAAUGCUGGGGCGAACCCCUCCCCUCCUCAGGCCUUCUGCUGCACUCAGGACAGACGAGACAGGAGAGAGUUCAUGCUUCCUCCCCCACCACCUCCUCCUCCUCCUUACACCCCCCGCAAAGAGGGCUCCUCUACUCCUGGACAUCCCCAUAAGCCUCCUGUCCCCAAAGCUGAGAGCUACAAUGCUGAAAAGGACGAAGUGAAAACUGGGGCAGUGAAGCCAAAUGCUGAAGCAGGAACUCACUAUCAGGCAGGUGAAAACCCCCCUCCUAUCCCUCCCAAAAGUAAGGCAAGAGCUAUGGUGAGGCCCACCUGUUUAAGUGUCCGAAGGGUGAUCCUCGGCCCCGAAUCCCAGGCCAAUGCAAACCACUUGCCUCCUGCUGGGGGGACAAACCCCCAGGCGCCUCUUGGACCAGCAGAGGGCCAAGCGGACACACUGCGGCAGGUGCAGGAGCUACUGGGGGGUCUUAUGUCUGGGACUAAGUGUAAGCUGGACUUGGCAAAGGCUAAAGAAAAACUGUUUGGCCCAAAUGGCCCUCUGUACGACAUUGGGGCUCUGCAGUCUCAGCUGCACAGUCUGGAAGGAGUGUUGGAGACCAGCCAGAACACCAUCAAGGUUUUACUUGACGUCAUUCAGGAUUUAGAGAAGAAAGAGGCAGAGCGAGACGGAAGACACACGUACCGAACAGGACAGGACAUUGAGAACUGUGGCACCUGCAGAGACUGUGCCUGUAUCAUAUACAGUGUGGAACAUGACUUCCGGCUUCAGGAGGGUCAGGUGACGCGGGCGUGGAAGGUCCCAGAGCAGCAGGAGUCGGAGCAGAGCUCUCCUCAGCUAGUCUUUCCUCCUCCGCACCAGCAGGACUCUCCACAGGCCCUCCAGACGGUCAAGAAGAGCCGGAGGAAGUGCUUCUGGUUCCUGUGAACUCUUUGAUAGCAGGACGUCACAUCAUUAGUCAACAAAGACAGUCUCCAACCACCUUUAAGCCUCUUCUCUUCCAGUCCUCUGGUUUAACUUGUUCAGAGGCACAUCAUCCGCUUGACGAGGAGCCUUUGUUUAUUGUCUUUUUAAAAAGCAUCUUCAGUCAUUUUCACACAAGGCGAAUCAAGAUUAAUGUACGGCUGUCCGAGUUUAUAUUAUAGAUUUAUAGUCCAUGGAAAGAAUUUAAAAAGUCUUUCCGUCUCAAAAAUGUGCUUUGAAUUAUAAUUCACCCAAAAUCGAAAUUCU
This is a messenger RNA of Carassius carassius (crucian carp), 3874 nucleotides long. Its product is annotated as mucin-2-like. Gene Ontology annotation, biological process: inhibitory postsynaptic potential. The record is from RefSeq and is a predicted model, not a curated record. The coding region runs from base 425 to 3571 and encodes 1048 amino acids. Lineage: Eukaryota; Metazoa; Chordata; Actinopteri; Cypriniformes; Cyprinidae. Gene Ontology annotation, cellular component: postsynaptic density. The transcript is spliced from 3 exons.